Molecule: messenger RNA, 3645 nt
Organism: Dinoponera quadriceps
Lineage: Eukaryota; Metazoa; Arthropoda; Insecta; Hymenoptera; Formicidae
Product: BTB/POZ domain-containing protein KCTD3
Exons: 11
Coding region: 136-2262 (708 amino acids)
Biological process (GO): protein homooligomerization
Molecular function (GO): protein binding
Source: RefSeq, a predicted model, not a curated record
GAGAGAGAGAGAGAGAGAGAUACCCAUCUUGAACAUAACCUGUUGGGCGAUUAUUUUGUUUGUCGUGACUCCGUUGCAACCGAAAAUCUCAUAAGAUAUGAAUUGUUACUAUAAAAACUCGUGAUAACAGUGAAAAUGGCUGUGCCUCAUCUAGGCGUGAGUGAUAUUGUUCACUUGAACGUUGGCGGCACCAGAUUUUCCACAUCUCGCCAAACACUGACAUGGAUCCAAGAUUCGUUCUUCACAGCGCUGUUAAGCAACAGGAUUGACAGUCACAAGGAUGAGACUGGUGCUCUUUUUAUAGACAGAGAUCCGAAGCUAUUCUCUAUUAUAUUAAAUUAUCUUCGUACGAAGGAUAUCGAUCUGAGAAGCAUAGAUAUCCGUACACUGAGGCACGAGGCUGAAUAUUAUGGCAUUACUCCUCUGGUCAAGCGCUUAAUGCUCUGUGAAGAUUUGACUCAGUCAUCCUGCGGCAAUGUGUUGUUUUAUGGUUACUUACCACCUCCAAGUAUUCCCCUUCAAGAGCCUGUGGCGGUAACAUCGAAUGUCAGCGAUGUAUCUGUUCACAUUAGAGUUGUACCUAAUACAAACUCUAGAGUUGAUGGACCAUCUACCUCACAAUCUGCAACUGCUGGCAGUUCCAAUAAUCAAAAUGCUAUUGCCGGCCAACAACAAAAUCACAAAGCGACACUGGGAACUCACAUGAGGAAUUCCUCCUUAGACUAUCGGUUACCUCAACGCGGUCUCCCACAUUCUCGCACACCGUCCUUAGACCUGAGACAUGUUAGAAACAAUUCGGCAGAUCUAAAUAAAUUAUACAGAAACGACAUUAGCCUGGUGUUUGGGCAGCAGCAAGUUUCGUUAUGGGUAGACCCGCUAAGAGUGCAAAUCAUCAAGGCGCACCACAACUGGAUAGUGAUAGCUUAUGCGCAUUUCAUAACGUGCUACCGGCUGAAAGACUCGUCCGGAUGGCAACAUGUGUUCACCAGUCCGCACAUCGAGUGUAUAAUCGAGCGUGUGGCUAUAAACGCGAAAAUGGGUGGUGCGGACGGUAAGAUGGUCGCUAUCUCCUACGGUAGUCAAGUGAGACUCUGGGGCAUAUCCGAAGAAGGAACCGUCAAUAGACUGUCCAAAGUAGGUAUGUUCAAUCUGAACGUACGCGUGGAAUAUCUGUUCUUUAUCGGCAGUCAGUUGGUUGCGUUAUCACCGACUGGGAAAAUCGGUGUGUGGCACGCAAUGACUCACCAUUGGCAGAUACAGGAUGUAGUGCCUAUCUUGUCUUUCGAUACGGCUGGCUCCUUCCUCUUGCUGGGUUGUAACAAUGGGUCCAUUUAUUACAUCGAUAUGCAAAAGUUUCCUUUGCGGAUGAAGGACAACGACCUGCUCGUGACUGAAUUAUAUCGAGACCCAAGUUACGAUCCCAUAACUGCGAUAUCUGUAUAUUUGACGCCGAAAACAACACAAGGUCUCUGUGGAAACUGGAUAGAAAUCGCAUAUGGCACCAAGUCCGGUAGUGUCCGAGUAAUCGUACAGCAUCCGGAAACCGUGGGUCACGGUCCGCAGUUAUUUCAAACGUUCACGGUGCAUCAGAGCAGCGUGACCAAGGUGACGCUCUCGGAGAAAUACUUAGUGUCGGUCUGCUCGGAAUAUAAUCAUGUGCGAAGUUGGGCGGUGACCAGAUUUCGCGGAAUGAUCUCGACUCAACCAGGGUCAAUGCCUGAGGCGAGCUUCAAAAUCGUUUCCUUGGAAGCGAUCGACCCUUGCGUCAGCUACAAUGCCGGCAACGACUUUGGUCCGUUCGGCGAGCAAGACGACGAGCAGGUAUUCGUACAGAAAGUUGUGCCCGAAACUGACCAAUUAUUUGUUCGAUUGGCAUCGAACGGGAAAAGAGUUUGCGUGAUACAGUCGGUGGACGGCAGCAUUAUAAGCUCGUUCUACGUGCACGAGUGCGAAGGCAUGGGCUCAAGGCCCAGGCGCUUCAUAUUCACCGGCCAUUCUAACGGCACUAUACAAAUGUGGGAUCUCACAACGGCAUUGGAUCCGUCUUUCAAUGCCACUAAAGAUUGCUCCGGCGGACCCACGCCGGAAGAGCUCUGGAAGCUGUUGGAUCAAUGCGACCUCAGCAACAGUCACUGCUCGACACCUUGCAUCAGUCCUUCCCCUUCGUUGAUCGCGACGGGGCCUAGGAUCAAGACGAGCAACGUCCUGUUUCUCAAUCAGUCGCAGAAUCCGGAUACACUGCCUGGAUCCAGCCAAACGUAAGGACAUGUUCAAUCGGAGCUACCUCGCGCGAGCUGAGGAUAAAUUGAAUUAUCUCCCGGUUUGCAACCGGAGGUAGAAGCAUCGCGACUACCAGCAUGCGAACGGGAAAUCUGCAUUUAUUAUAUUUGGUUAUUUAUUUAUUUAUUGAUAAACCAAACACACUGAACUAUCGGAAACAAGUCUGCAUAGUUAUAGUUCCUGAAUCGUUGUCUUUGCAUUCACGUGUAUACAAAGAGAUCCUACUCGGUGGACUCUUCUAGACGAAGUUACGUUAUUUAUCUAUUUAAGCAGUGCAAUCUGAAAAUAAUAUAACGAGGAACAUGACUGCGUUAUAUAUAAGCUUUACAGCUUAUUUAAUUAUAUAAUGAUCAUAUAAGUUAUAUUUGUGUUGAGAUAAUAUUACUUUAAGAAAAUAAUAUUACUUUAAAUAAGUGGAUUUGAUACAAGUGCAAAUAGAAUGUCUAUGAAAUUGAUUUUAAGAGAUUUUGAUAAUAGCACUAAUGUUCUGGAGCGAAUCUACUUGAUUAAUGUUAUUGAUAUUAAAUUAAAUUUUGUAUAAACUCUAUUCGAUAAAAAUUUUAAGCAUUUAUAGUAGUGAUCAAAUUCUCUUAAGACGUUCCGAUUUUACGAUAUCUCUAUUGUUCCAAUAGAAAGUUUUACACAUUGUCAUACGUAAACUCGUUUAAUUAGAUAGCAUAAGCUCGUCCGGGAAGGGGAAUAGAUAUUCAGCAAAAUCAUCGACUGAUAGAUAAAUACGGCGGUUAAAGUGUUUUGUUUAGAAUUAUAUAUAUUCUGUAUUAAUGUUACAAAAGAAUGAAAGGAGAUAAUCGUACACGGAAACGUACAUCGUUUCCCCGCGAUUUCUGUUGAAACGAAGUCAACAAGUCCUAUCGAACUCGAAGGGAAGCUAUCGGUGUGGUAAGUCGGUUUGUAGAACAUUGUUAUAUAUCGAUUUUCUCGCAUAGAGCACACUGCGAUCUUUUUACCCCAACUGUAAAACACUUAGUAAUAUUUCAACAUUAUAUCACUAUCAACAUUUCAUACCCCUGAAUAUCAUUUCAAAAGUUGACGACUUCAGCGACAACAUCAUCGUAUCUCUCGAGUAACAAAUGUGUGUGGUAUACGUUACGUAUGCAAUUAAUAUGGAUAUUGAAAAGUCAAAUUUGCAAGUCCGAAUAUACGCGCAAGUAUUCGGCUUUGUUACUGUGUGGCUUUCGGAUAUCUCGCAUGUACGUGUAUGAAAAUACUUACGUACCUGUGACUUCACCGCAUGGUACAAUGCAUACGUCAUCGACGUACAUGUACAUACAUAAAAAAUUGUAUUGUAAUAUUGUUACAACCGUUACACUUCUGUGAUUUAAAUAAACCAUUGGUAUACGUGUA